GCCACCUCGCGUUCCAAACGUCCGCCGGCGCGACCGGUGGGGGGCCAAGGCUCCGGCCUGGAGACCCCGUCCUGGACCCCGCCGGGGAGGUGUGGGCGCUGAUUCCCCAGAGGCGGGAGUCGGAAGUGGCCAGGCUCCAUCCUGUGACUGUCACUCGGCGUCGCUCGGGCGCGCGGAAGAGCCCAGGGGCAGGGGAGCCCCAGGGGCCUCGCAGGGUCCCCGAAAAGCCCCAAGGCGCGGUACGGAGUGAGGGGAGCAUGGCCGCCUGUGCCCCCGCGAGCGCGGACCGCUCCUGACCGGUCGCACGACGCCGCCCGCGAUGGCCGUACCCACGGUCUCCCUGCGCGAGCUGGCCGACCUCGCCAUCGGCACCCCGGAGGUGGGUGCCGUCAACUUCACAGCCCUGCACACGCUCAUCGUGGCCAUGCUCAAGAACCUCAACCUGCUGGACACACGGAUCCCCUUCGUCUCCCCCCCGGAGCAGAGCCGCUCGCAGGAGUCCUUGCAGGCCUCGUUCAGCGCCCAGCAGCUGCGCAAGCAGCCCUCGGGGACCUCCGCGCCAUCUGCCUCCGUGGCCGCGCUCCGGGAGAGGAGGCGGAGCAUUUUCAAGCCCACCCCACCGGCGCUGGACAGCCAGAUGAAGGACCUGACCGGCCAGGUGCAGUUCCUCAACAAGCAGCUCAGGACCAUUGACAGCCAGGUGCAGGGCAUCAUCAGCCACGUGCAGCUCAUGUCCCAGGCCGAGGGGCUGGGCGCGGACACCCGGGAGUGGCUGAUGGAGAAGCUCGCGUCCAUUUCAUUGCAAGAGAUACCAUUGCAGGAGAGGCAGUUGCAGCAGAGGCCGUUGCAGGAGAGGCCGUUGCAGCAGAGGCCGUUGCAGGAGGGGCCGUUGCAGGAGAGGCCGUCGCAGGAGAGGCUGUUGCAAGAGAGGCCACUGCAGGAGAGGCCACUGCAGGAGAGGCCACUGCAGGAGAGGCCACUGCAGGAGAUGUCAUCGCAGGAGAUGCUGUCGCAGGAGAUGACGUGGCAGGAGACGCAGUGGCAGGAGAGGCCGUCGCAGCAGAGGCCAGCGCAGCAGAGGCCGUCGCAUCAUAAGCCGUCACAGCAGAAGCUGUCGCAUCCUAGGCCGUCGCAGGAGAAGGCGCAAACAGGCCUGACAAAAAGCAUGAAGGACGCCGCCCUGGCGCAAAUCAGGCCAGUCAUGGCAGAGAUCACCCCCGAGAUGACCAUGGAGCUGCUUCGGGAUGUCAUAGAAGAUGUGAAAGUCCUGAAAGAAACUCAGCAAAACAUGUCCUCUGAGAUGACGCCCAAGGAGCUCCUCCAGAAGGUCGAUGAUCUAGAGAAGCUGAUCAGAGAACGGGAAUACUUCCUGAAGCAAGUGGGCCGGAGGCUAUCUUUGGUUCCUGGUGAAGAAGUCACCAUGGUCACCUGGGAAGAGCUGGAGCAAGCGAUCGCUGAUGGCUGGAGAACCUCACAAAUGAGCUCAGACACUACAGGACUUUCUAAGCGCAGAGGACGGACUACUUCCAUGACAUCAGGUGAUCUGAUUCCAAGUGGACUGUCUACCAAGCAACCAAGUAUUGACCAGUCUCUGGAUUAUACUGGUGGUUUGGGCCCAGAUCAGACCGUAUCAGGAUCCGUCGGCACAGGACUCUACGCUGAGGCGGCUGCUAGCAGGGAACGAGGCAGGCUCUCCUCUGCUGCUGGCAGAGAGCAGUACCCCAGGGCCCGUGAUGAAGCUGGCAUGUCGAGACACCGUCAGCCUUCUGUAUCCCAGGUCAGGGGGGACUCAGAUCGUCUCAAGAGUAGAGAUAAGUUCCCCUUAACACUUCCAAGAAGAGAUGAACGAGAUACACGCCCUGGCCCAGUUCAACAGGAUAUAACGUCUACCAGAGAUCGGUAUCAAUACGCACGCCUAGAUCAGCACGGUGGGGUUCCCAUUAGCCAAGGUCAAGUCUAUCUAAGGCCAGAUCAUCCUGGAUUAGGACCAACUGGCAUGGAUCAGCCUGGACUGGUAUAUCCUGCACAUGGUGUGGUACCCCUCAACAUGACUCAGCUUGGUGCGAUACCGCCAGCAAUGGAUGAUCAGGGAUUUGUACCACUUGUCACAGAUCAGCGUGGUGUGGUGCCACCAUUGGUACCUGGCAGAGAUCAGCAUGAAUUGGAAUUACCUGGUAGAGGCCAGCCUGUUAUAGUUCCACUUAGCACAUAUCAGCAGGGUAUGAUAGCUCCUGGCACAGACCAACGUGGUAUGGAACAGCCCCGCAUGUAUGUGGGUGGUGUGCAGCCACCUGGCCUGGAUCAGCAUGGGUUUGUAAGAUUAGGCACAGAUCAGCAUGGACUGGUACCUCCUGGCAUGGAUCAGCAAGGAUUGGUACUGCCUGGCAUAGAUCAACGUGGAUUGGUUCCACCUCUUACAGAUCAGCAUGGUUUGGCAGCACCUAAUUUGAUGCAAGUUAGUGUAGGUCAGCAAGGUUUUGUACAGCCCCGAUUAGAAACAACUGGCUUCAUACGGCCUGGUACAGAGCAGCGUGAUUUUAUCCAGCCUGGCAGAGAUCAGUAUGGUUUGGUGGAGCCUGGGGCAUAUCAGCCUGGAUUGGUUCAACAUGGUAUGGGUCCGCAUGGAUUGGUGCAGCCUGGCACAGAUCAACGUGGUUUGGUCCAGCCUGGGGCAGGUCAGCCUGGUUUGGUAAUUCCUGGUGCAGUACAGCCUGGUUGGGUACCUACUGGUGCAGGUCAGCCUGGCUUGGGACCUCCUGGUGCAGGUCAGCCUGGCUUGGGACCUCCUGGUGCAGGUCAGCCUGGCUUGGGACCUCCUGGUGCAGGUCAGCCUGGCUUGGGACCUCCUGGUGCAGCUCAGCCUGGCUUGGGACCUCCUGGUGCAGGUCAGCCUGGCUUGGGACCUCCUGGUGCAGGUCAGCCUGGCUUGAGACCUCCUGGUGCAGGUCAGCCUGGUUUAGUAACUCCUGGUGCAGGUCAGCCUGGUUUGGUACCUCCUGGUGCAGCUCAACCUGGCUUCCUACGUCCUGGUGCAGGUCAACCAGGCUUGGUGCCUUCUGGUGCAGCUCAACCUGGCUUAGUAACUCCUGGUGCAGCUCAACCUGGCUUGUUACCUCCUGGUGCAGGUCAACCUGGCUUGUUACCUCCUGGUGCAGGUCAGCCUGGCUUGUUACCUCCUGGUGCAGGUCAGCCUGGCUUGGUACCUCCUGGUGCAGGUCAGCCUGGCUUGGUACCUCCUAGUGCAGCUCAACCUGGCUUAGUAACUCCUGGUGCAGGUCAGCCUGGCUUGUUACCUCCUGGUGCAGGUCAGCCUGGCUUGGUACCUCUUGGUGCAGCUCAACCUGGCUUAGUAACUCCUGGUGCAGCUCAACCUGGCUUAGUAACUCCUGGUGCAGGUCAACCUGGCUUGUUACCUCCUGGUGCAGGUCAACCUGGCUUAGUAACUCCUGGUGCAGCUCAACCUGGCUUAGUAACUCCUGGUGCAGGUCAGCCUGGCUUGUUACCUCCUGGUGCAGGUCAGCCUGGCUUGGGACCUCCUGGUGCAGCUCAGCCUAGUUUGGUACCUCCGGGUGCAGGUCAGCCUGGCUUAGUACCUCCUGGUGCAGGUCAGCCUGGCUUAGUAACUCCUGGUGCAGGUCAACCUGGCUUAGUGCCUCCUGGUGCAGCUCAACCUGGCUUAGUACCUCCUGGUGCAGGUCAACCUGGCUUGGUACCUCCUGGUGCAGCUCAACCUGGCUUUGUACCUCCUGGUGUAGGUCAGCCUGGUUUGGUACCUCCUGGUGCAGCUCAACCUGGCUUGGGACCUCCUAGUGUAGGUCAGCCUGGUUUGGUACCUCCUGGUGCAGCUCAACCUGGCUUAGUAACUCCUGGUGCAGCUCAACCUGGCUUAGUAACUCCUGGUGCAGCUCAACCUGGCUUGUUACCUCCUGGUGCAGGUCAGCCUGGCUUGGUACCUCCUGGUGCAGGUCAGCCUGGCUUGGUACCUCCUGGUGCAGCUCAACCUGGCUUAGUACCUCCUGGUGCAGGUCAGCCUGGCUUGGUACCUCCUGGUGCAGGUCAGCCUGGCUUGGUACCUCCUGGUGCAGGUCAACCUGGCUUAGUAACUCCUGGUGCAGCUCAACCUGGCUUAGUAACUCCUGGUGCAGGUCAGCCUGGUUUGGUACCUCCUCGUGCAGCUCAACCUGGCUUGGUACCUCCUGGUGCAACUCAACUUGGCUUAGUACCUCUUGGUACAGGUCAGCCUGGCUUGGUACCUCAUGGUGCAGGUCGACCUGGCUUGGUAAUUCCUGGUGCAGGUCAACCUGGUUUGGUACCUCUUGGUGCAGGUCGACCUGGCUUGCUACCUCUUGGUGCAGUACAGCCUGGCUUGGUACCUCCUGGUGCAGGUCAGCCUGGCUUGGUACCUCCUGGUGCAGGUCAGCCUGGCUUGGUACCUCCUGGUGCAGCUCAACCUGGUUUGGGACCUCCUGGUGCAGGUCAACCUGGCUUACUACCUCCUGGUGAAGGUCAGCCUGACUUGGUACCUCCUGGUGCAGUACAGCCUGGGUUGGGACCUCCUGGUGCAGCUCAACCUGGCUUGCUACCUCCUGGUGCAGUACAGCCUGGCUUGGUACCUCCUGGUGCAGGUCAGCUUGGCUUGCUAUCUCCUGGUGCAGUACAGCAUGGCUUGGGACCUCCUGGUGCAGCUCAUCUUGGCUUGCUAUCUCCUGGUGUCAUACAGCAUGGCUUGGGACCUCCUGGUGCAGCUCAGCUUGGCUUGCUAUCUCCUGGUGUCAUACAGCCUGGCUUUGUACCUCCUAGUGCAGUUCAACCUGGCUUGUUACUUCCUGGUGCAGUACAGCCUGGCUUGGUUCAACCUGGUGCAUAUCAACCUAGUUUGGGACAACCUGGUACAGAUCAGCACAGUUUGGCCCAGCCUGGUGCAUAUCAGUAUGAAGUUGUGCAACCUGGAAUGGAUCAGUCUGGUUUGGCACAACCUGGUGCAGAUCAGCAUGGUUUAGUCCAACCUGGAGUGGAUCAGCAUGGCUUGGCCCAACCUGGCGUGGAUCAGCGUGGUUUGAUACAACCUGGUGCAUAUCAGCGUGGUUUGGUCCAACCUGGAAUGGGUCAGCCUGGUUUGGUUCAACCUGGUGCAGAUCAGCAUGAUUUGGUCCAACCUGGAAUGGAUCAGAGUGGUUUGGUCCAACCUGGAAUGGAUCAGAGUGGUUUGGUCCAACCUGGAAUGGAUCAGAGUGGUUUGGUCCAACCUGGAAUGGGUCAGUGGGGUUUGGUCCAACCUAGUGCAUAUCAGCGUGGUUUGGUCCAACCUGGAAUGGGUCAGCGUGGUUUGGUGCAACCUGGUGCACAUCCUCCUGGUUUGGUGCAACCUGGUGCACAUCCUUCUGGUUUGGUACAACCUGGUGCAAGUCAGUAUGGUUUAGUGCAACCUGGUGUAGAUUCACGUGGUUUGGUACAGCCUGAAAUGGAUCAGCAUGGUUUGAGACAACCUGGCGCAGAUCAGCAAGGCUUGAUCGCACCAGGCACAGAGCUUCGUGGCUUUCCAACACUCCAUGCAGAUUCUCAGAGUUCUCAGGCACCUCCUGGCAGAGAACAACAUGACCAGGUGUCACCACUACUAGCCAGCGAAGGUUUGGCACCACCAGAUACAGACCAAAGGGGUUUGGUACCACCAGAAACUUACCAGCAGGAUUUGUUGCAUCCUGGCAUGGACCAGAUUGGCUUCACACCAUUAAGCAUAGAUUUGGGAUUUGUACUCCCAGAUCAACAACAUUUGGUAUCACCUGGCCCAGAUCAGCCUGACCAGGUAGACAAAGGUGCAGAUCAGCAUGGCCAGGUACGUUUGGAGCCAAUGGAUGCCUCACGUCAACUUGGAGCUCCUGCUCGUACUGCCCCAGGCCAAGAUGUCACCUUUUACAGGCGUCCAGACUCCCUCAACAAAGUCUCAUCAGAAGGGAGUGAGGGCCACAGUGAACGACGUGAGUCCAUAGAUAAAUUGGCUCCCAGUUUCCCCAUAGCGAUGGAAACAUUUCGUCUGAUGGGAGAGCUUAUCGCCCUUUAUGUGGAGCUGAAGGAGCAUAUGAAGGAUCUGAAGGAGGAGCAAGCUGGCCAGACUGAUCUGGAGAAGAUCCAGUACCUGCUGGCGCUCAUGGUCAAAAAGUCCUUACCGCCUGACCUGCAGGAACAGCUGAAGACAUUAAAGACUUUGACCAGAGAAAUUCGGCAGGAAAAAGCAAAACUGGACAGGUUGCAAAAGGUCGUGGAGGGCGAAGGAGAGCAAGAAUUGGGGAAGGAGUUGAAAAGUAGCCAGCUGAGCUUGCAGCUGGGCGUCCUCAGAGUCACCGUGGCUGACAUUGAGAAGGAGCUGUCCGAGCUGAGGGAGAGCCAGGAGCGGGGCAAGGCUGCCAUGGAAAAUUCGGUCUCCGAAGCCUCCCUUUACCUGCAGGAGCAGUUGGACAAGCUCAGGACAAUCAUGGAGAACAUGAUGGCCUCCUCCUCCACGCUGCUGUCCAUGAGCAUGACCACCCCACACAAGACCCUGACGACCGUGGCUCCUGGCCAGAUCCACCCUGAAGCCACCUGUCCAGCCUGCAGCCUGGAUGUGAGCCACCAGGUCAGCAUGCUGGUGCAGCGCUAUGAGCACCUCCAGGACAUGGUCAACAACCUGGCUGCCUCCCGGCCCUCCAGGAAAGCCAAGCUCCAGAGCCAGGACGAAGAGCUGCUGGGCCACGUGCAGAGCGCCAUCUUGCAGGUGCAGGGCGACUGCGAGAAGCUCAACAUCACGACCGGCAACCUCAUCGAGGACCAUCGGCAGAAGCAGAAGGACAUUGACGUGCUGUACCAGGGUCUGGAGAAGCUUGAAAAGGAAAAGGCCAACAGGGAGAACCUGGAGAUGGAGAUCGACGUGAAAGCUGACAAGAGUGCCCUGGCCUCCAAAGUGAGCCGCAUCCAGUUUGAUGCCACCACGGAGCAGCUGAACCACAUGAUGCAGGAGCUGGUGGCCAAGAUGAGUGGGCAGGAGCAGGACUGGCAGAAGAUGCUAGACAAGCUCCUCGCGGAGAUGGACAACAAGCUGGACCGCCUGGAGCUGGACCCACUGAAGCAGACGCUGGAGGACCGGUGGAAGUCGCUGCGACAGCAGCUCAAGGAGCGCUCUCCGCUCUACCAGGCUGACGAGGCAGCCGCCAUGCGGAGGCAGCUCCUGGCACAUUUCCACUGCCUCUCCUGCGACCGCCCCUUGGAGACACCUCUGACCGGACAAAUCAUGCCCCUGACACCUGUGGGUCCAGGCCUGCCGGGACACCGAUCCAUGCGCCCCUACACGGUGUUUGAGCUGGAGCAGGUCCGGCAGCAGAGCCGCAACUUGAAGCUGGGCAGUUCCUUCCCUCGGGGCGACCUGACGCAGAUGGAGCGGAGCGUGGGGCGCCUGCGCACCAUGCACUCUAAGAUGCUGAUGGACAUCGAGAAGGUGCAGAUCCACUUCGGGGGCUCCGUCAAGGCCAGCAGCCAGAUGAUCCGCGAGCUGCUGCAGGCCCAGUGCCUCAGCUCUCCCUGCUACAAACGGGUGUCAGAUACGGCCGACUACACCUACUCCACCGUGCCCCGGCGCUGCGGGGGCAGCCAUACACUCACCUACCCGUACCGCCGCAGCCGCCUGCAGCACCUGUCCCAGGGCCUGUGUCCCACUGAUGAGAUCCAGAUCGCCAUGAAGCACGACGAGGUGGAUAUCUUGGGCCUGGACGGACAUAUUUACAAGGGACGGAUGGAUACAAGGCUGCCAGGCAUUCUGACCAAAGACACUGCAGGGAUGUCAAAGCCCAAGUCCAAGCAGUCCCGGUCCCACAGGCAGCAGUCCCUCAUCGACAGCAGCCAGUUGCCCUCUCGGCCUCAGAGUGCUCAGAUGUUGGCCGCCAACAACCCAGUUUCUACACGUCACAGGAAAGACAGACCCGUCUCCUCUGAGGCGCAUCUCUCGCAGACUCUAGUCCACCCGCCCAGCCCCAUGGUGAUGGUAGAGCUGCGGGGCAGCCCCCAGGGGCUGCAGAUGCACAUGGACGUGCCUCCAGGGGAGGGGAUGGAGGAGCCCACCCGGGGCCCGCGGUCCACCACUGCUCACCGAUCAGACCUAUAAAUAAAUGUUCAGGAAAAAGUUCA
This is a messenger RNA of Microcebus murinus (gray mouse lemur), 8151 nucleotides long. The record is from RefSeq and is a predicted model, not a curated record. NCBI's taxonomy places the organism in Eukaryota, Metazoa, Chordata, Mammalia, Primates, Cheirogaleidae.